Molecule: messenger RNA, 1051 nt
Organism: Fopius arisanus
Lineage: Eukaryota; Metazoa; Arthropoda; Insecta; Hymenoptera; Braconidae
Product: 15 kDa selenoprotein
Exons: 3
Coding region: 156-608 (150 amino acids)
Cellular component (GO): endoplasmic reticulum lumen
Molecular function (GO): oxidoreductase activity
Source: RefSeq, a predicted model, not a curated record
CCCUCCACCCCUUCGCCUCACCCUUCCAUCCAAACCCCCAGAACUUAGCCUCUACUUCAAUCAACCCUCUUUGGGAACCUCCAAGAGAUUAAGAAUUGCUGGUCAAUAUUUUUCUGUCAGCAAAUCGAUUAUUCGUUAACAGUGAAUUCGAGAAAAUGCAGCUAAUGCAAUUAGCUCAUGGAUUUCUGCUAGUGUUUCUGGCGAAUUUCGUCGCUGCAGAAUUCACAGCUGAAGACUGCAAAACCCUGGGAUUCAAUAAAGCCAUUGUACUCUGCUCCACGUGUGAACAAUUUUCAGAAUUCAAAUUAAAUGAAAUCCGGGAUCACUGCAAAGAGUGUUGCAUCAAGGACGACGACACCUCGACGAAACGAUAUCCCAAGGCGGUUUUGGAAGUCUGCACUUGUAAAUUCGGUGCUUACCCUCAGAUCCAGGCGUUUAUUAAAAGCGAUCGUCCCAAGAAAUACAAAAAUCUUCAGAUUAAAUACAUUCGAGGCUUGGACCCAGUGAUAAAGCUGUACGACGCAGAUGGAAAGGUUGAAGACAUUCUCGACAUCCACAAGUGGAACACAGAUUCAGUUGAUGAAUUCCUUCAGACUCAUUUAGCUUGAAAUUAAAAUGCAAUAGCUAGCAAUAAUUAAUUUUUUGUAAUAUACUCUCCAAAAAUACAUUUUUUUCAAAUUCUAAUAGCGACGUAACUCAUUUCUAGAAAGAUAAGUGCAACUAAAAUUUUUUCUUCCGACUCACUUUUCUUAAAUAACCAGAAAAAAGAUCUCUACAACAUUAUAAUUUAUUUAGCAUAAUUGAUUUAUUUAAUAUUGACUUUCAUGAUACAGAAGAGAAAUUAAUGAAAUACGUGACAUUCAUUUAUGUACUCGGAAUGAAACUUCACGUCCUGUCGUCACAAUUAAUAACACACAAGACAAAAAAUGUCUUUCGCAUUUCUAGUCACGAGGUUAAUGGUCAGAAGAAAAAAUAAUUCUAUCAUCGAUUAAAAAUUGAAGAAAAUUCUAAGCCCUAUUGGGUAGUGAGCGCAAACUGCACAUUAUAAAAA